GAAUCCGUAAGCCUUCUCCUCACUUCGCUCUUCUGCCCGUUCACGCCUUUCUCCUCCCCUUCCUCUCUGUUUUUUCCCCUUUUCUCCGUUUUUUCCCCUUUUCUCCGUUGCUGCCCCUCAAAUUGCAGGAGGGGUUGCGAUCCAGUUCUCCGGAACCCUACAACUCCCCCGUGCCCUCCUCAACUCCCUAGUUCUUCCGUCUCGAUCCGAUUCCGAACGACGGGCCUGCGCGCCGCCUUCAAUUUCGUCGGAUUCGCCUCUCGAAGGAUCGAUCUAGGGUUUCGUCUCCGAUCGAUUUGGGGUAACUGAGACCCGGAAGGUCCCCCUCGUACGUUGCGAUCUGCUUCCGAUUCGUAGGGGUUUGUUUCCGGUACCACGCUACCUCCUCCUGCAGCCAUAUUUUGGUUUGUCGGUGCCAUCCACUCAAGUGAAGGGGCUUUAGCUUGGAGAAGCUUUUUUCCGUGCAGCGUCAAGUGGAGAUUGCGUCUUCCAAGCGGCGAUCUAGGGCUCUUUUAUCAUCUUCUGCGGAUAGCUGACUCUGCUGCGUCCACCGUUCAGCCCGUACAAGAAGGCGGUCUUUUGUACUAUUUUCACUUGGCGUUCGAGAUAUUCAUCCAAGACAGACCCCUCCUGCCCUCCCUAAGGGAGUCAUUAGAAAGGAGAUAAAUAUACUGUAUACAAAUCUAUGAUUUAUGUUGUUCUAGUUUAAACUCAGGCCUACUUAAAUCUGGCCUAAAUCAGUUUGCGGCUCAUUUUUACUGCAAGAGUUUUGUUAUUUUGUGGUUGAUUUUUCUUGAUAUUGGACCAGAGAGAAAAAUAGAGAAAAAAAAAGUAAUGGCUGUGUAUUAUAAGUUUAAAAGUGCGAAAGAUUAUGACUCAAUUCCCAUCGAGGGCCAAUUUAUAUCUGUUGCCAAUUUGAAAGAAAGAAUUUUUGAAAUGAAGUUAUUUGGAAAGGGCAUUGAUUUCGACCUCAUGAUCUCUAAUGCACAGACUGAUGAAGAAUACGUAGACGAAGGAGCGAUGAUACCCAAAAGCACAUCCGUUUUGGUUCGUCGAGUUCCAGGACGACCUCGGAAGCCUAUUGUUACUCAAAGAGACAAGCCUAACGUUGUAGAGGAUAAGAUAGAAGAGCUUCCACCAUCCAGCAGCAUGUUGGCUGGGGAUUCGGCUACUAACAGAUAUCAUGAAGAAUAUGAAUGGGAUGAGUUUGGAAAUGAUCUGUAUGCUAUUCCAGAACAAAACCACUCACAAAUCAGUAUUCCUGUCGUCGAAGUUCCUACUGCAAACAAUGUUGAUGAGGAAAGCAAGAUUAAAGCUUUAAUUGAUACGCCUGCCCUUGACUGGAAUCAUUCAACUCAAGAGUCAUAUGGUUCUGGAAGAGGUCAUGGAAGAGGCUUUGGUGGCAGGGGAAUGGGUGGUUGCGGUUUUGGACGUGGUAUGCUUGAACGGAAGACACCUCCACCUGGGUAUGUCUGUCAUAGAUGCAAAGUGCCAGGCCAUUUUAUUCAGCAUUGCCCCACAAAUGGAGACCCUAACUACGAUAUCAAGAGGGUGAAACCUCCAACAGGGAUUCCAAAAUCAAUGUUAAUGGCUACUCCUGAUGGAUCCUAUUCUUUGCCAAGUGGUGCAGUUGCUGUUCUAAAGCCAAAUGAAGCUGCAUUUGAGAAAGAGAUUGAGGGUUUACCGACUACUCGUCCUAUUGGUGAUCUUCCUCCUGAAUUGCGGUGCCAAUUAUGUAAAGAGGUAAUGAAAGAUGCAGUGCUAACUAGCAAAUGCUGUUUCAGGAGUUUCUGUGAUAAAUGCAUCAGAGAUUAUAUUAUGUCAAAGUUGAUGUGCAUCUGUGGAGCUACUAAUAUAUUGGCAGAUGACCUGCUUCCAAAUAAAACACUCAGAGAAACAAUUAAUCGGAUAUUGGAAUCAGCAACCAGUAGCACAGAAAAUGCUGGAAGCCUGGUCCAUGUCCAAGAUAUGGAAUCAGCUCAUCCAGCACUGCCAAAAGUUCCAUCUCCUUCCCUUUCUGCUGCUUCAAAAGAUGAAGCUAAUCACCCUACCAUGGAUCAAUCUUCCCACAUGAAGGAUGGGGAAGUUGCUAGUGAAAUUAAAACAGCAAAUAACGAAUUAAUUUCUUUAGACAAGAAGGCUGCUAUAACUCCAAAUGUAUCUGAGGCAACGCCAGAAUCUCUUGGCAAGGGGCAAAGGUCACCAGAAAGUGCUCCAAUAGUGACUGAGGAUCUCCAUGAAAUGCAGCCUGUUGGAGGACAAGCAAAGAAGAAAAAUAAGAAAGCUCAAGUUCCUGCCACAGUUGCUGAUAUGCAAUGGAGAGGCUACCAAGACCUUGGGGCUGAAAGUUUUGGCAUGCCUUUAGUAGCUUCAGGCUAUAACCCUUACUGGGGCGGUGGGAUGUCAUUAGUAGUUGAUGCCUCCUAUGUGACACCUUUUGGUGCAAUGCCAUUUAUGGGUUAUCCACCUGGCCCCUUUGAUGUUCCGUUCGGUGCAGGAAUGUUUCCACAAGAUCCCUUUUCAGCGCAAUCUUAUAUGAUGCCAGCGGCUCCAAGGGAUCUAUCUGAGUUAGGCAUGGGCAUGGGUCAGAGGCCUCCAGGCAUGAACAGAAAAGAGAUUGAAUCCCGGAAGGCUGAUAUAAGGCACAAGCGAGGGAUGGACCGACUCAAUGAAAGGGAGAGGGAGCAUUCCAGAGGCAGGGAGCCAAGAAGGGAGUCUAGCUGCAUUAAUGAUGCUUCUUCAAUGAAACCAAAGCAUAGGUCAACGCCCGUCCCUGAUCGGGCUGACCGUGAUCGGUCUGAGAAGUCAUCAAGCAUGGAUCGGCAUGGAUUGGUCCGCGAACGCGAACCCACCCGGCACUCGCCUCCUCGUCGUCCUCGCCCUUGCAAGAGGAAAGUCGCCGACCACGAGCAGCCUUCCAAAGCAGUGACCGCUGCUGCGGCCGCCGAGGCGGACUGGAAACAGAAGGCGGCUAGCGUCUUCUCCCGCAUCAGCUUCCCUGAGCCCGGCGAGGGCAAGAAGAGGAAGGCUUCCACCUCGUCCGAUGCCGCGCCGAGGAAUGGGCUGAAGGAGGUUCCGGCGAUUCACAAGUCAGGCUCCGAUGGGCACCGCGACGAGGCCAAGCGCGCCAGGAGAACCUCAUCGGUGAGCGCGAGGAGGGGGAGCAACGGGCACGACCACGUGUCUACCGAGGAGGACUACCACUUUAAGCGGAGGCCCUUGUCGUCGUCGUCCUCCUCAGCGAGGAGGGAGGCGACGGCGGACGUUGAGCAGCGGACAACCAGGCCAUCGAGCCGCUCCCGUGAGCGCGAGUCUCGCGAGCGGAGCGGGAGGGAUCACGGCCACUACCGUGCUGCCAGCAAACGGAGAAGAGAGAGAUAGAUCAGCGAGAAAUAGUUUUAUGACUUGAUUAUCGAUGGAUUAAGUCCACAAUUUCACAAAUGAAAAUUCAAUUUUUGAUAUAAGAUAAUUGCAUCUAUUUGUUUACA
Messenger RNA from Zingiber officinale, 3488 nucleotides. Its product is annotated as E3 ubiquitin ligase PQT3-like. Lineage: Eukaryota; Viridiplantae; Streptophyta; Magnoliopsida; Zingiberales; Zingiberaceae. The coding region runs from base 835 to 3381 and encodes 848 amino acids. Gene Ontology annotation, cellular component: nucleus. The transcript has 15 exons. Gene Ontology annotation, molecular function: ubiquitin protein ligase activity; zinc ion binding. Gene Ontology annotation, biological process: protein ubiquitination; ubiquitin-dependent protein catabolic process; mRNA processing. The record is from RefSeq and is a predicted model, not a curated record.